AUGGCAUGGCAGACGGUGCAACGGCGACGGGGCCGCAACGCAGGCGGUGCGGAGCUGGCGGCGGACCUGCUGCAGAGCCUCUUCGAGGGGGGCGGCCGGCGCAACGGGAAGCAGCAGCCAGACCCCCCGCUCCGCCGGGCGGAGUGGCGCUGCGGCUGCGACUGCACGAACUGGGCAGAGCGCGCGGACUGCCGCAGGUGCGGCGCUGCCCGGGGCGGCGCGCCGGCGGCCUGCCCUCCGCCUGCGCCGGCUGCCGCCGGCGAGGCUGGGGCAGCAGCCUGGCCGGCUUUGCCCAACGCCCGGCCGCUGCGGCCAGGGGCCCAAGCCGACGCUCUUCGCAGGGCAACGGCCGCCGCGCGCAAGGCAGGCGCGCACCCAGCCGCCUUGGAGGCGCUGGAGCAAGACGAGGCCGCAGCCCGCGCGCGCCAGGCGCAGCAACGCUCUGGCAACCGCUUGGAGGGCCUCCGGGCGGCGGCGCGGAAGGCCGCCGCUGCUGCGACUGCUGCGGACGAGGCGGUGGCAGCCGCGACGCGCCGGGCAGAGGAGGCCCGCGCCGCGGCGGCAGCUGCCGAGGCAGCGGCCCGCGAGGAGGAGGAGGCUGCCCAGACGGCGGCUGCCGAGGCAGCGGCCCGCGGGGAGGCUGCGGCGCCGGCGCGGGACGCUGGGGCGGAGCAACUGCUGCAGGCCACGCGCGAGCUCUUGGACCGCCUGGAGACCCACGCCUGGGGCGACGCGCCAGAGCCGCUGCUGGCGGCGAUGGCUGCGGCGCACGCCGCCCUGGAGGCAGCGGGGCCACCGCCGCCCCCGCCCGACUUGGACGCCGAGUUGGGCGCGGGCACAGACAACGAGCUCCAGGAGGCUUCCGCGGGGGACGCCCUGGAGCAGCUCCGGGGAGCGGCCGACGACGCGGCCCUCCUCGCCGCCGCCCGCCGCCUGCGCGGCAACCGCGGCGCCCGCCGGCCGGCCUGCCAGCCUCGCCCCGACCGCCGCGGCAGCGAGGCCGCAGCCGCACACCAGGCCGCGCCUGAGACGCCUCUGCGGCUAC
Prorocentrum cordatum is the source of this 1045-nucleotide messenger RNA. NCBI's taxonomy places the organism in Eukaryota, Dinophyceae, Prorocentrales, Prorocentraceae. The record is from the annotation of a GenBank genome assembly.